GCUUGUUUUGGCUUUAGUUCCAAAAUGAUUGUUUCUGAAGAACAAGAAGAAGAAGAAGAGAGAUGUCCCAAACCCAAACAGCACCACUCUCGUCCUCCCAGUCUCCACCUAUGCCUCUUGCUCUUCACAGUCCUGGUGGCCGCCUUGUUCAUUGUCACUAUUUUCUCCUUUCUCACCAGUUCUCCCUACAUUGAUAGUACCCACAACUUCGAUCUUCAUUUCUCGGAAAUCAAAUUCCCUCCAGAGAGAAAUCGAAAUCCAACUCUAUCCCAUUCUACUACAUUCCCACCAAGUUCUUUUACUGCAGAUUUAGCACCACCAUUACCACCACUUCCUCAAGCAGUAAUAAAGUCAAAGCCAAAUAUUAAGGCAGUGGACACAACAAUGGAAGAAUCAGGUCCCUAUCACAAUUGGCAACUCUUUGUUGAAGAUUUCAAGGAAAUGAUGCGCAAUUUCAAGAUAUAUGUUUAUCCUGAUGCAACAAACCAAACCCAGUCCCAGUUUGGUCCCAUUUUCCUUCCCCACCAAAACCCAUUUGAUCCAAAGCUAGGAAACUACUUCAGUGAACACAUGUUCAAACUGUCUCUUCUUCAAAGUUCCCUCUUAACACUCCAUCCCCAACAAGCCCAUCUCUUUUUCUUGCCUUUCUCAAUCAAUCUUCUAAGGAACGACCCUCGUGUUCACUCCGAAGCUUCAAUCUCUGAGUUUGUCUCUCAAUACAUUACCAGAAUUCGCAGAGACUUCACAUUCUGGAAUGCCUCUGCUGGUGCAAACCAUUUCUACGUGUACUGUCAUUCAGUUGGUCGAGAGGCCGCUUCUAAGUUUCUGGAUUUACGUAACAAUGCAAUACAGGUCACUUGCUCUUCUAGCUACUUCCAGAGAUACUAUGUUACACACAAAGAUGUGGCACUCCCGCAGGUUUGGCCUCGCUCAAAUGAUCAACCUCUCACUCCCCCGGAUGCCAGGCAUAAACUUGUUUACUUUUCUGGACGUAUACAAAACUCUCGUAUUCGCAAAGAGCUGAUAGCUGUAUGGGGGAAUGAUUCUUAUAUGGACAUUUUCUUUGGAUGUACACCUUUUCCUUAUGAAGAAGGUUUUAGGAAGAGCAAGUAUUGCCUCCAUGUCAAAGGUUAUGAGGUGAACACUGCUAGAGUAAGUGAUUCCAUACAUUAUGGAUGCAUUCCUGUUAUUAUUUCCAACUACUAUGACCUUCCAUUUGCUAAUGUUUUGAACUGGAGCAAGUUUUCAGUUAUUAUCAACCAAGGAGAAAUAGCCUUCAUCAAAAAGAGACUUUUAUCAAUAACAAGACAGAUGUACCUAGAUAUGUACCAAAAUCUAUGCCAAGUUCGGAAACAUUUUUUGUGGCAUAAAACACCAAGGGGUUUUGAUUCCUUCCAUAUGACUGCUUACCAGUUGUGGCUGAGAAGAAGCAUGCAUCGCCUAUCCCACUAAUUCUCCCUGUUGUCUCAACAUGUUAAGUACUUGGAGGGCUGUAUGAAGUUUCACAUUGUGGUUACUUGCUCAAAAGAGGUUCUUUCUAUGUUUUCAACGCAUUCCAUGCUGGUGAUUACUUCAACAUAGUCUGGUUUGGGUCACCUUUCAAGAUUCUUUUUUAAUCCAAAUGGCUAUAAGUAUCUGGAACCCACUGUGGGAAUAUGAAUUCUCAUUCUUUUUAAGUGACAAUAAUACCCAAAAAUUGUUACCCCUUGA
Quercus lobata is the source of this 1710-nucleotide messenger RNA. Its product is annotated as probable glycosyltransferase At3g07620. Gene Ontology annotation, molecular function: glycosyltransferase activity. The record is from RefSeq and is a predicted model, not a curated record. The transcript has 2 exons. Bases 25 to 1452 code for a protein of 475 amino acids. NCBI's taxonomy places the organism in Eukaryota, Viridiplantae, Streptophyta, Magnoliopsida, Fagales, Fagaceae.